AUGAUCCGCGAGACAAACCGCAUCACGCGGCGCGCCGCCAGGUACCACGUACGCGGCGACCACGCACGCGCAGAGGAGCUCUACGACGAGGCGGACGCGCGCCGCGCGGAUAUCGAGAGUCGCGGCGUUGAGCUGAAGGAGCGCGACUGCCGCAGCUGGCGCAGGCUGCAGACGCAGACACAGUCCGGCACGACGCGCAAGCUGCAACGUAAGACGUAG
Trypanosoma grayi is the source of this 219-nucleotide messenger RNA. RefSeq names its product Tcc1l8.4. The coding region runs from base 1 to 219 and encodes 72 amino acids. The transcript has a single exon. The record is from RefSeq and is a predicted model, not a curated record. NCBI's taxonomy places the organism in Eukaryota, Euglenozoa, Kinetoplastea, Trypanosomatida, Trypanosomatidae.